AUUAAUGUUUAAUUGUUAUUAGUCAAUAUAAAACUUUUGAUAACUAAUUAACUAUACAAAUCAAAAUGAAUUUCUCAUUCUUCUUGAUUUCCGUUUUCUGUGUUUCCGCCAUUGUAGCCGCUCCAUUUGGCAACCCUGAUGAUGUAAAAAAGUUCGUUAAAGAAUUUGUUAACAAUUUUGAAACCACAACUCAAGGCUGGCAAAUUGAUAGUUCACUCGAAAACAAUGUAAUCCAACAGAUUGAACAACGAUUCCACGAUGGAUAUACUCCUGACUGGAAUUCUGAGCUAAGUGAUAAAGAAAAUCUUGUUAAUUUAAUUAUCAAGUAUGGUAGAGAUCAAGACGCUUCAUAUCCAGGAAUGACCUUAGAUUCAAGUCUCUCUGAAUUUAUUAGAGUCAUACCCAGAAACCUCACUCCUAACAAGUUAACUGAGCAUCAAGUACAGGUAGUUGCUCACAUUAUUUUUGAUACAAUCCUUAAACUCGACGUUCGAGGUUUGAAUGUUUUUAAAUCUCUUCGAAUUAACAUCGAAACAAUAGUCACUAAUUCUAUCGACAAAGAAUCACAGAAGUCAAAUUUUGCCGUUUUGAAAACUACACCAAAAGAGAUAAUUAUUGAUGCCGCUAUAAUUGCUCUUAAUCUAAUACAAUUCGAAGGAUACUCAUCGGAAUCAACUCUACAUGAUAAUGUCAAUACUUUUCUUGAUAAAUUUUAUUAAACUGAACGGAUAAAUCGAUACCUAAAUAAUGAAUAAACUUUAAUUUAAUUUGCAUAA
Panonychus citri (citrus red mite) is the source of this 776-nucleotide messenger RNA. RefSeq lists its product as uncharacterized. The transcript has 7 exons. The coding region runs from base 66 to 719 and encodes 217 amino acids. The record is from RefSeq and is a predicted model, not a curated record. Lineage: Eukaryota; Metazoa; Arthropoda; Arachnida; Trombidiformes; Tetranychidae.